AUGACCAUCCAUACACAGCAAUUCGACAACUCCCUCUUCAAUGGCUCAGUCUCUGUGAACACCAACCUGUUCAUCGAUGGCGAGUUCGUUGACCCUCUGGAGCGGCACGACAUAGAAGUCACCGACCCAACCACCGGCAGGGUCAUCACCACUAUAGCGGCGGGUGGCAAGAAGGAUAUCGACAGGGCUAUCGAGGCGGCCCGAACGACCUGGGGCAAGAAUGUCUCCGGGACGCAACGUUCGCAUCUUCUUUUCAAACUUGGCGAACUCAUGGAGAAGCAUAGCGAUGAGCUGGCGGCACUCGAGACGCUGGACAGUGGCAAACAUUACAUUCACGUGAAGACAGCAGACCCUGCGCAAACCAUCAGCGAUCUGAAGUACUAUGCUGGCUGGGCUGACAAGCUGGGCGGUAAGACAAUCGAGACCGACCCUACCAAAUUUGUGUAUACGAUUCACGAGCCGAUUGGUGUCGUGGGUGUGAUCACUCCCUGGAACUUCCCUUUGCUGCUUGCUUGUCGGAAACUCGGCCCUGCGCUCGCCACCGGAAAUUGCGUUGUCCUCAAGCCGUCGGAAGUGGCGCCGCUUGGGACACUCAAAUUGGCUGAGCUUAUCCAAGAGGCAGGCUUCCCUCCUGGUGUGGUGAACAUUGUCCCCGGUCUCGGCUCUGUCGCUGGCCAGGCCCUCGCAGAACAUCCCGACGUUGGCACGAUCGCCUUCACCGGGUCGACUCUCACGGGUCGCAAGAUCAUGCAAUCGUCGGGGAACAGUAAUCUGAAGCGUAUCACGCUCGAGCUUGGUGGCAAAACGCCCAACAUUAUCUUCGAUGAUGCUGAUAUUGAGCAGGCUGUCAAAUGGACUGAUAUUGGCCUCUUCUUCCAUGCCGGACAAAUGUGCACGGCUGGGACCAGAAUCUAUAUUCAGGAGGGAGUUUACGACAAGGUCAUGGAGCAACUCGUCGCGGCCGCCAAGGCCUCUGCCAAUCCCGGCACCGGAUUCGACCUUACCCCGCAGCUUGACCCUGUCGUCUCACAGACACAGCUCGAUCGUCUCUUGGGCUACAUCAGCUCUGGCAAGGACCAAGGAGCCAAGAUCGCCGUGGGCGGUGGCAGGCUCGGCAAGGAAGGCUAUUUCAUCGAGCCGACACUGUUCACGGACGUCAAGCCAGACAUGAAGAUUGUCAAGGAAGAGAUCUUCGGACCGGUUGGCGUUGUGAUCAAGUUCAAGAUUGAAGAGGAAGUCUUGCGAGCGGCGAACGACUCCGCGUACGGCCUGUCGGCGUGUAUCUACACCAAGGAUGUAGACCGAGCGGCGCGCUUUGUUUCUGCUCUUGAAACAAGAAGCGUUCGCGUCAACAUAACCUCUAUAGCUUUCUCUCAAGUGUCGUCGGGUGGUUACAAGCAAUCCGGCUUUGGCAAAGACCUUGGCGAGUACGCUCUCGAGGACUACACCAGCGUCAAAGCUGUUACGAUUAACCACGGCCAGAAGCUGUAAAUGGGCCUUUGUCGGCCAUGCUGUAUUGUAUGUUGUCCGUUAGCUUUGCUUGCUUCGCAACGGUUGCAUAUGAGGUGUAUCAUGUACUAAGAAAAAUGGGUUUUCUGUGAUAACAAAAGAUGUUGAAAGCCUAAAAUGGAAGUGCGGCGGGCCUAUAUGAUCACUGGACUCCGAAGCCUUUCCCA
Messenger RNA from Phanerochaete carnosa HHB-10118-sp, 1676 nucleotides. RefSeq lists its product as uncharacterized. The coding region runs from base 1 to 1491 and encodes 496 amino acids. The record is from RefSeq and is a predicted model, not a curated record. The transcript is spliced from 10 exons. Gene Ontology annotation, molecular function: aldehyde dehydrogenase (NAD+) activity. NCBI's taxonomy places the organism in Eukaryota, Fungi, Basidiomycota, Agaricomycetes, Polyporales, Phanerochaetaceae.